Molecule: messenger RNA, 4495 nt
Organism: Leptonychotes weddellii (Weddell seal)
Lineage: Eukaryota; Metazoa; Chordata; Mammalia; Carnivora; Phocidae
Product: endonuclease/exonuclease/phosphatase family domain-containing protein 1
Biological process (GO): DNA repair
Cellular component (GO): plasma membrane
Molecular function (GO): DNA binding
Source: RefSeq, a predicted model, not a curated record
UGGCCGUGGUGCCGGCGGAGGCGCGGGCGGCGCGGCCAGGACUUUGGCUUUGACACGGACGGCGAGCUGGAGCUGUGGCUCUGGUGUUGGGCACCGACGCGGUCCUGGCGGAUCCCGCGUCCGAGUCGGGCGCAGGACUUUUCGCCUCGAUCAACGCAACUGCGGCGACGCCGCAAGUCCUGGUGCAGCCUCAAGACUUGGUGCAGCCACGGCGGUCGGAUUUCGCCGCCGCUGCCGCCUCCGCGCAGCCCUGCAGCUCCUGCCGGCUCUGGGAGAGCGACUCUGAGAGUUUCUCCCGCAGAAAGAGCCGGGACGCGCGGCUCGAGGAGGCCCAGCCACUGACCCGCACACGCACGGGCACCAGGAUUGGAGGCGGGGGGCCCGCGCAGUCCUGGGUUGGGCUCAGGCUUCCGAGCCGCAGGUGGAAGGACGCCCCGGGGGAGCAGCGGAGAGGUGGCCAAGUGAAAGGUACUUUUGGACACCCUGGGCAUGGAGAUUUAGCGUUUGUCUUUGGUAACCGUUUCAUUCCCUGCAUCCUGAACCUUCCCUCCUUCUGUGCCAGUAAGGUUGUUGGGCUUCCUCCCUAGCCAGAGAGUUCUUCUGUGGGGGUGAGGCCUUCCCGGGCCACUGACCCUGGCCGGCAUGGGGAGCACGCUGGGCUGCCACCGCUCCAUACCGCGGGACCCCUCGGACCUGUCCCAUAACCGCAAGUUCAGCGCUGCCUGCAACUUCAGCAACAUCCUGGUGAAUCAGGAGCGGCUCAACAUCAACACGGCCACCGAGGAGGAGCUGAUGACCCUGCCUGGUGUGACCCGUGCAGUGGCACGCAGCAUCGUGGAGUACCGCGAGUACAUCGGUGGCUUCAAAAAGGUGGAAGACCUGGCACUGGUCAGCGGCGUGGGUGCCACCAAACUGGAGCAGGUCAAGUUUGAGAUCUGCGUGGGCAGCAAGGGCAGCUCUGCGCAGCACUCUCCCAGCUCCCUGCGGCGAGACUUGCUGGCGGAGCAGCAACCUCACCACCUUGCCACGGCCGGGCCCCUCACCCCGCGUGUCAACAUCAACACGGCCACCCCGGCUCAGCUGAUGAGCGUUCGAGGCCUCACGGAGAAGAUGGCUGUCAGCAUUGUGGACUACCGCCGCGAGCAUGGGCCCUUCCGCAGCGUGGAGGACCUAGUGAGGAUGGGCGAUAUCAAUGCUGCCUUCCUCGACAGGAUCCGGCACCAGCUGUUUGCAGAGAGGUCCAGGCCCCCGUCUACCCACACCAACGGAGGCCUGACCUUCACUGCCAAGCCUCACCCCAGCCCUACCUCACUAAGCCUGCAGAGUGAGGACCUAGACCUGCCACCAGGGGGGCCCACCCAGAUCAUCUCCACCCGCCCUUCCGUGGAGACCUUCGGAGGCACAAGGGAUGGGCGGCCAGUGCUGAGGCUGGCCACUUGGAACCUGCAGGGCUGCUCAGUGGAGAAGGCCAACAACCCUGGGGUGCGAGAAGUGGUGUGCAUGACACUCCUGGAAAACAGGUGAGGGCGGGAACCCCCGGCGGCCUGGGGUGUGAAGGCACUUCUUGCAUGGCCUCGUCUGUGCAUGCAAAUGAGUGGACUUUUUUGGGGGGGGGGUAGGGAGAGGGCAAGAUUAUCCAAUCAGCGUUCUUGAGGCCCCAGCCGAUACUGUCACCUGUGGCUGAGCUCUCGUGCUCUAGAAUGUUCUGAAUACAGCCAUUUGGGCUUAUGGCCCAUAUCUUGAACGUGGUAUAUCUGAGGUCAGUUCAUAAUUUUGGGGCUAAGUGGAGAUUACGUUGGUGUUACUGCUUUGGAGAAUGUUGUUUGACUCAGAAGACUUCGUGGGGUUUAUACCAGAUCAGGCGCUCAGAGGCCUGGGAACUAUUGCACAGUUUUGCAUAUGAGAAAGAGCUAGUUGGAUUUUUUUUUUUUUUUUUAAUGAGAGGGAGAGUGACAUUUGUCUCACCAAAUAUGCCCAUUUGUGUGCACAAAAUCAUCUGAAAGGCCAAUUAUUUGCAAACACUAUACACUGUGUAUAUUCACCAAAAUGCUGUGAAUGAACCACUCCUCAUUCUUUUUCCUUAUUUAGCCUGAAGUUGGUGUUCAGGCCCACAACUGCAGCCCCAGAUGUAUGUAACCUCUCUUGUCCCGUAGCCAGGAAAGGUCAGGCUGACAUGUGGUGAAUACUGGCCAGAUUUUCCCAUUUGAACCCCAGGCGAAGAGACUUGUAGGAAGGGCUCUUACCCCAGCGUGUUUACAUUAUUCACAACAUCGCUCUCUGUAGGAACUUCCGUUAACUGCCCCCCCCCAUAAAACAAAACAAUAUGAUUGUAGCAGUAACUCCUGCUGUUAGUAAAAUAGUGUAGUGUAUCAUGUAAUCAGCUUUGGGAAGGAAAGAAAUAUUUUUAGUGGUCUCCUCUCCGUCAGAAAUCCUCUGAUCCUGGUCUUGAGGGAUCGUGCCCUGCCACCCGCCAGACAUGUAGUAUGUUUGUGGCCACCAGCUACUUUUCCUUUGCACUGGCUUGUCAGCGAGCCUGGCAGGGCAACAGUUCAGUGACAUGAAGUGCAUCCUCAGCGGGCAGUCGCAGUGCAUUGUGGCAGCGCAUCAGGAUAAAUGAGUGAGGAGGAAACCAGGUCACACCAUUUCCCUGGCACCGUCCCCGUGGCACUGUCAUCCCAGGACCGAGGGAUCAUGCAGCAGGGCAGAGAACUGGACCGGGAGAGCUCCUGAGCACUCCUCCUGCACGGCUGUGUCCUCCGUUUUGCACUGUAUGUAGCUCACUCCUUUUGCAAAAUCACCUUGUACACAGGUGAGAACUAGACUCAGCGCUGGGUGGUAUUUAUCAGGAAUGGGUUGAUAAUUGUUCUCCUCAUCCAUUAGCAGCAUAGGUGUGUGUAUGGGAAAGGCAGGGGGGCGGGAGAGGGAGGGAUGGCUGUUUAAUUCCUAUCCUGAGUUUUCUUGAGGCUCCGUUUGGGAGGUGAAGGGGGAUGAAUCAGGAUCUGAAGUUGCCCCAGGGAGAAUGACAGACCCGGCAGCUCUUGCCCAUUUACCGUGACAGUGAUUUUUCAAGUAUGGUGUCUGGACCAGCAUCAGCGUCAGCUACUGACUCAGAAACCCUGGGUUUCUGUGUUUUCACACACCCUCUGGGUGAUUGCAAUACGCACUGAAGUUUGAGCCCCAUUGUACUAUCUGCUGGGCAAUCAGCUGUCCCUGUGGUUUGCUCUGUAAGGCCCCUCCUCCCGCACUGGCUUUUCCGACAAGGUCUGUGAAUCCACGCAGAUCUUUCCAGGUACUAUGUUUUCUUCGAUUGUUCUGGUCAUCCCUGCAGUUGUUCGACCUCACGAUGCUCUUUCUGGCCAGAGUUUGAGGGACUUAUUCCACUUCUAGAACAGGUGAAUGUGACGGGUAGGAAAUGGGAGAGAGAACAGGGGCCGGUUGGCCUCACAGUGGGCUCUACUCUGCAGUGUAGACUUGGGUCAGCCAAGGGCGCACUGAGGAGAGCACUAGCAACUCUCGUCCAGCGUGGAGUUAGGAUUUGUCCUGGUAUUUUCCUCUUUGGAUUUCCUGGAGGGACGGUGAUUUGUUGAAGACAUUUAACGGCUGUCCUCCGGCAAGGGUGCUAGAAGAACUUAUCCGGACCUGGUAGGAUGGGGAAGGAGACACCUGUAAGUAACCAGGAAGGUGACCUAUAUCUCCAGCACGUUUCUCACACUUGGCUACCUAUGUUGUCCUGUGGCAUAGUGGUGUUCAGAGUGUUCUGGGCACUCCUAGCAUCUUAUUAGUGUCCGGUCAACAUACAGUAAUAGGCUUAGGGCUUGAUCCCCUGUAGAGCUGGAGUGGAUCCAUGUCUGUGUGACUGUCCCAGGACACCCAAACAUGGCUGCCUGUUCCUGAGUGGGUCACAUGUCCUCAGAACAGCAGUGCACAUUCCCCAAGAGCUGUGUGUUCAUCCUGAUUCACAAAAAUCUCUUGCAUUCCAAUUGAUCCCUUUAUUAGUAAGAGGAAAUGCAUGUAGUUUGAGCAAGAAUGGAUGCUGGUAAUUUUCUAGGUGGUUCUUAUUUUCCUACAUGUGUAUAUGUAAUACAGGUCUUCUUGGUAUUUUCUGAUACUUCCAUAUUCAUUUGGUUUCCCCAUUAACUCGGGAAGUAGGUAAUGCUUGUUUUUUAUUAUUGAUUCUCCAUCUCUGGGAGAGGAGACCAAAACCAAAGAAGUGAAGUGACUUGCAUCCGUCCCAUAGCUCAUUAGUGACCCAGCUGGGACGAGGACCCAGACUUUCUCACUUUAGUCCAGUGCUCUUUGCAGGCACGCUGUGUUUUGUAAGCACACUACCUUUACCCUCCCUCUUGUUGAGGCAUCGCACCCUCUGCCCAGUCAAGGGCACUUGCCAAUUUGUGUGCUAGUCACAUUUUAAGAAAAGAAAUCCAUUGUAAAGGCAUUAAAAAAAACAAAAACAAAAAACCUUGGCUCCACCUUUUCUGUAUAAAAUCGGUGAAAU